This is a messenger RNA of Solea solea (common sole), 3987 nucleotides long. RefSeq names its product syntrophin, basic 1 (gene sntb1). The transcript has 8 exons. Gene Ontology annotation, cellular component: synapse; dystrophin-associated glycoprotein complex; intracellular anatomical structure. Bases 251 to 1900 code for a protein of 549 amino acids. The record is from RefSeq and is a predicted model, not a curated record. NCBI's taxonomy places the organism in Eukaryota, Metazoa, Chordata, Actinopteri, Pleuronectiformes, Soleidae. Gene Ontology annotation, molecular function: structural molecule activity; protein binding.
GAGAUGGGAUCUGCUGACGGCGGGGGGAGCAAACUCCACCCAGCAGAUAGGAUCUCAGGCAGGCGGAGCGGAGGGCAGCCUGUGUCCAGAGGGCUCGGGCUGGCUGGGCUGGACGCGCUUAACAAGUCCCGCAGAGAACUUGUAAAGGGGCAAAGUCCGGGAGCGUGAGCGUGGAGGGGACGCGGUGUGGAAGUUAGUGUGUGAGAGGAAACUUAAAGCGCAUGUUGUUUUAAACAGAAAUGCUCCAAAGAUGGCGGUGGUAAUCGCGACGGGCGCUUCGGGAUCCUCCGGAGUGCCAAAAAGUGGAUUUGUGGAGGUUUUGGUGCGGGAGAGCUGGCACAAAGUUUUGGUCAACUUGAACGAGGAAGCGCUCACGUUGAGCUGCGAGGAGAGCAGCGUCAGCGACAAUGUCAACUCUAACGGCGUCUCUCACGGAUCCUACCUUGACAACAGCAACACGAACUCCAACAACGGCCCCCAAACUGUGCGCACCGCGUUCACGGACCUCCCGGAGCGAGUGCCCGAGGCGAUCGCCAACAGAAAGCGGUGCGUCAAGGUGACCAAGCAGGAGAUCGGGGGGCUGGGGAUCAGCAUCAAGGGCGGCAAGGAGAAUAAAAUGCCCAUCCUCAUCAGUAAGAUAUUCAAGGGGCUUGCAGCGGACCAGACCCAGACUCUUUACGUCGGGGACGCUAUCCUGUCCGUGAACGGCAUGAACCUGCGGGACGCGACCCACGACGAGGCUGUGCAGGCGCUUAAACGUGCCGGGAAAGAGGUGACACUGGAAGUCAAGUACAUGCGUGAGGCCACGCCGUACGUCAAAAAGGGCUCCCCCGUGUCCGAGAUCAGCUGGGAAACGCCCCCUCCUGACUCUCCCCGCAUCGGCAGCCCUGCCAUCACCACCUCCUCCUCCUCCGCCCCGUCUGACCCCACGAGCUCCCCUGCCAUGCCCUCCCUCUCCCUCCAAGGUGACAGAAGGUGCAUACCACUGAAGAUGUGUCAUGUUACCCGAGCAAUGACCACACCAGACCCCGAGAACAGACAACUGGAGCUACACUCUCCCGACGCCAGACACACUGUGGUGCUGCGGUGCCCAGACCAACCCUCUGCCCUGUCUUGGUUCUCUGCCAUUCACUCCGUCACAUCCACACUUACACAGCGGGCACUGGCAGAGGUUAUCCAGAAUACAGCCAGGAUAGGUGUUGGCAGCAAAGAGAUACGACACCUGGGAUGGCUGGCGGGGAAGACAGAGAGUGAGAAGCAGAGCUGGAGGCCCGUGCUGGUGGCCGUGACAGAGAAGGACCUGUUGCUCUACGACAGUUUACCUCGAGGCAAAGAGGCCUGGCAGGAGCCAGCACACACAUAUCCACUGUUAGCAACACGCCUGGUUCACUCUGGUCCUGACCUGGGGUCUCCUCACUCUGGCACCGAGCUGUUCUUUGCCACUAGGACCGGCACACGACUCGGCAUCGAGACGUACCUGUUCCGGGUGGAGACAAACAAGGACCUGUCCAUGUGGACCAGACACAUAGUCAACGGAUGCCACGCCUCAGCUGAGAUGAUCAAAGAAGUCAGUACAAGUUGUAGGUACCAAGGUCAGGAGUGUCGGCUGGUGAUUCACUAUGAACAGGGUUUCUCUGUGCAUGCUGACCCCACACUGGAAGACUGGGAGAACGGAGACGAGAGAAGAGCUCUCACUCCUACAAAACCCAAAGUGCUGCUCUCGUACCCCUACGAAAAACUAAAGACGUCGUCAGACGAUGGAGUUCGCAUGCUGCUCCUUGACUUUGGAGGGAAGGAGGGAGAGAUUCAACUGGACCUUCACUCGUGUCCAAAGCCUAUCGUCUUCAUCCUCCACUCCUUCCUCUCAGCUAAGAUCUCCCGCCUGGGUCUGGUGGCCUGACCGCUUCUCUAAAGAGACACUUUAAGCUCCUUCUCAAAAUCAAAAUCCCACCUUAUUUCCUCACCUGUCUGCAGAACACAAUGUUUAACUCCUUCAGUUGAGUUGAGGACCCAAGCUGAGUGAAUGUAGCUUCUUUCUGAAAAUUGACCUUUCUCAGGUCUCCAACUCUAGAUUAAAGAAACACUGGAGAAGCCAAUCUAAAUUGGUUUUGCUUUGAGCGAAAUAGACAGGUUUUGUUUCUUUUCCUUUUGGACAACCCCUCUGUUAAAGGGCUGCAUGGACUGACGUGUUAACUGAAGAACCACAGUAGAAAUAAGAUGAUUUAGAGGGACACACCAAAGGGAGCAGAUUGGGCAUUAUUGCCAUGUCCAGGACUGGAGGAACAAGUGCAACAGGGCUUGAUACAAGUUCACUUUUAAUUCAGUCCUUUAUAUAAUUUAUUCACCAUUAGCUCUGAAAGGACACACUGAAUUUCACUGGUGAUUUUUUUUUCUUCCCCAAAAACUGACAACUACACAGAGGAAAAACAUUUGUCUUCCUUAGUGUCUCACGAGAUGUCUUGUUAGAAGUGCCAGUAUUCAUCAUAGAACCUGGAGGCCACAUUUAGUGACAUUUCAAUUCUCUGGCCCGUUUAUCACUCAAUACAGGAAAAAGCAAAUCUCCAGUGAAAACAGUAUUGCAUAUACAAGGAGGUUUAUGAUCUGGUUUUAUAUAUUAAUGCUAUAACAACAGUACUGAACAAAAGUCUCACCAGCUUUGUGGUUAUUUGUCUGUCAUAUUCUGUGAUUAUUGACAUUUUGAUUGAUAUGACUGAAAUUCGGUCUUGUGUAUUAGCAUGGAUUUAACUUAAGUACAUAUGUCUUGAAUAAACCUGACAAAAUAUACCUUUUUCACAGCAGAUAUUUUUCCAAAUGAAAUGGUAGGACAAACAAAGUUGCACUCCAGGUUUAAGAGAGCCUCGCUUGUGUUGUUGUAGUAGGUCACACUAAAUACUUCAAUAGCUCCCACGUUAACCUGUAGGAGCAGUUGUUGUUUUUUGUCUGAAAAUGUGUCAUUUUAAAAUGGCAUUCAUAUGUCCUGUAUUUUCUGGAAGUGUUUCGAUAACGUGACUCGAGAAAUAAUUAUACUGCAUGGUCAUUACAGCAUUGCUAAAUCUAAUGGUCUAAAGACUUUUGCACAGUACUGUUUAUAAUUGAGUAUUAUUUGAAAUACACAGCUUUGACCUACUAAUUGAAGGCAGUGUUGAGAAUUUUUCGGGGACAUUCACUUUAUUACGUUCUUGCUGAGAGUUAGAGGACCCUCUGUAUGAAGCUAACGCCACUAGCCGCUCAUUAGCUUAGCUUAGCUUAGCAUGACGACUGUCCGCACUGGCAUUCAGUUUAAUCCCUUUGCUGCUACUUCUGGAUGUAAUCAUCUUCCUCACUGAGACAAUACCUGCUAUAAGUCAUUUUGAUUGAGUAAUUCUUAAUAUUCAUACUGAGGACUGGAACUGAAUCACAUGGUGCCACAGUCAAAUAAUGAUAACAGUAAGGUAACCACCAUCAUGAAGCAGCCAUUAUUUUAUAAGUUAUAAUCCCACAGACCAAAUCUGUUUACUGCUCUGUGGCUGACAUGACCUGCUGUCAGGUGUUUUCUUGUGCCUUCAGAUGAAUGAGAGAAAAGAAUAAACAUUUUAGUUUUGAAAGAAAUAACAAAAGCGAGACAGUGUGACUAUUCUAUUAUGGCUACAUUAGCUUGAAACCUUUUGUUUGCGCAUUUUUUUUUUAUUUAACAUAAUUCCAAUGAACAUUUUACACACACACUUCCACACACACUGUGAACAAUGAUGCACACUUUUUAAUCCUGCCACACUGUAAAAGAAACCCAAUACUUUGUUUUUGUUGAUACUAAAUGAUGGCAUUGUAACACACGAAGAAUCGAGUAUUACCAUACGACCUCAAGUAGAGAGAAGCGCUUUGAGUAAAGGCUGCUUUGAUGUGUACUCUGAUGCCUUCGGCAGCUAUACUGUACUGUCACUCAGAAUGAUAAAGUUUCGUUUUUAACUCAGAUUGUGCACAUAAAUCAUGUAUUUAUCAAAAGUGACACAA